CUAUGGGUGAAAAGUUGAACUAUUUGAUAUGCAUUUUUCUAGACACUUACCAAAGGUCAUUGAAACAAUGAACUUAGGCUUCUUUUAAAUUGAAUGUUUGUCAAAAGGAAAAGUACAACACGAAAGAAUAGAAAAUGAGUUAUUGUUUAUUUAUCUUCGAGUGUCAGCCUUUGAAGACGUGAACAGAAAGCAUAAGUUUUACGUAAGCCUAACUAAAAUAGAUAUUCUUAUUACACAAGCACAUAUAGAAAGAUAAUUAAUACUAUGUUCAGCCGAGCAAUGAAGAAUGACAGCUCAAAUUUACCAUUUACUAAAAUACAAAGGAAUAUUCUUGUCGAUAAUCUAAAUAUUCAAUACUUGGUAGUCAAAAGUACUGAUUCAGCAUCUGAUUUCAUGAGCAUUACUUUUAUUCAAAGUACUACAAUAUUCUCUGCACUGCACUUCAAU
This is a messenger RNA of Schistosoma mattheei, 447 nucleotides long. The record is from the annotation of a GenBank genome assembly. Lineage: Eukaryota; Metazoa; Platyhelminthes; Trematoda; Strigeidida; Schistosomatidae.